CCGUCGGCCGUUUAACUCCGCCCUUCCUGCUGCCUUUUCCUUUUUUAGGUGCCCCUCACGGAGGUUGAAGAGCCGUUGCCGUCGUCGUUCUCGCCGCCGACGCCUCUUGCCGUCACUGCUGCCUCCGACCCGGGAAAAGGGGAAGCGAAGCGCGUCGUAUGUCCGCUAUCCAGAACCUCCACUCCUUCGACCCCUUUGCUGAUGCAAGUAAGGGUGAUGACUUACUUCCUGCUGGGACUGAGGACUACAUCCAUAUAAGGAUCCAGCAAAGGAACGGCAGGAAAACCCUUACCACAGUCCAGGGCAUUGCUGAUGAUUAUGAUAAAAAGAAACUAGUGAAGGCCUUCAAGAAGAAGUUUGCCUGCAAUGGUACUGUGAUUGAGCACCCAGAGUAUGGAGAAGUGAUUCAGCUUCAGGGGGACCAGCGCAAGAACAUAUGCCAGUUCCUUGUUGAGAUUGGACUGGCUAAAGACGACCAACUGAAGGUCCAUGGGUUUUAAGUGCCUGUGGAUCACCAAAGUCUCAAGGGGGAAGACUUCCCUACGAUGAGAAACUCUUUGUGUCCCAUGUCGCUAGUUUAAAAACAAGCAAGCUUGCAUAAUGUAAUCGCAUCAGGUUCCCUUUUUAGUCUGGACUAGUGUAACUCAGCAAUGUAAUAAACUGACAAGAGCCCA
Hemicordylus capensis (graceful crag lizard) is the source of this 674-nucleotide messenger RNA. RefSeq names its product eukaryotic translation initiation factor 1 (gene EIF1). The transcript has 4 exons. The record is from RefSeq and is a predicted model, not a curated record. Lineage: Eukaryota; Metazoa; Chordata; Lepidosauria; Squamata; Cordylidae. Gene Ontology annotation, cellular component: eukaryotic 43S preinitiation complex. Gene Ontology annotation, biological process: translational initiation. Bases 159 to 500 code for a protein of 113 amino acids. Gene Ontology annotation, molecular function: ribosomal small subunit binding; RNA binding; translation initiation factor activity.